AUGUCUGUCUCUUUGUCGGUUACGACCUCCUCCACAGAUGACGAACCGCACUACUGCUAUUUCUGUUCUGAUCAGCCUGCCAGACGUUACUUCUUGUGCUGCGGGGUCAGGCUGUUCACCUGCGGAUGCAGGCGAAGCACGACAUGCCCGACAUGUCGGCGGCCGUUGACAGAGCUUCAUACAGAUGAUGGAACAUGGGGGCAGCAGGAGCAUGUUAUCCAAGGGGCAGGAGCAGUUGCACAAGCAGCCGAAGUCGAACAUGACGCACUCAACAUCGAGGAGGAGAAUCUCCAGGUAUGUAGGCCAGGACAGGAACCGAUGCCAGAGCCCGAUGCGGCAGCGAUGGACCGGCCAAGACAACUUCAGCAGAUGCCGUGGUGCCCACCUUUAACACGGCCACCUGCAGAAGGACUGCUGAAGUACCCUAUCUUCCAAAGAAGGUUGGACAAUGGCUGGAUCCGCUACGACUUCCAUGAGGACGACGAGCGACGAAUCAGAAGCAGAAGUGGGCGCACACCACCCGAAGGAUGCCGUGAUCUGCACCAGGGUGGCCGCCCGUGCUGGAAAAACCUGCCACGGUGCGAGGCCGUCAGGCCGGAAGAGGCCUGUUAUUUCCUGGUGCAUGACGGCAAAAAGCUCCUGUUUCACGCAUCUCGCAAGCCUGUCCGAGUCCGGCUUGCCAAGAUCGUGUUGGGAGUGUGGUGGGACGUCGAAUGGAGUUGUGUCUACUCCGACGCGGUAUCGGCAGAACCUACACCAUUCGUAUCCACCAGGACUAGCUUGUGA
Messenger RNA from Symbiodinium sp. CCMP2456, 786 nucleotides. The record is from the annotation of a GenBank genome assembly. NCBI's taxonomy places the organism in Eukaryota, Dinophyceae, Suessiales, Symbiodiniaceae.